Messenger RNA from Orbilia oligospora ATCC 24927, 3405 nucleotides. RefSeq lists its product as uncharacterized. The transcript has 16 exons. Gene Ontology annotation, cellular component: cytosol; nucleus. Bases 1 to 3405 code for a protein of 1134 amino acids. Gene Ontology annotation, molecular function: protein binding; cysteine-type endopeptidase activity; cysteine-type deubiquitinase activity. Lineage: Eukaryota; Fungi; Ascomycota; Orbiliomycetes; Orbiliales; Orbiliaceae. Gene Ontology annotation, biological process: protein deubiquitination; regulation of protein stability. The record is from RefSeq and is a predicted model, not a curated record.
AUGGACGAGUCCAUUGAGGAUCACGACAUGCUUUUAGAUGCCGAACUAGACGACAAGGAUCACAAGGAUGUUACCCUCAUAGACGCCCCUGCUGAGGCCGACAAGCUGGAGCCUGAGGAGAAGGAACCUCCAAUACGUGCUGACGACCACGCCAAGAUACUUGAGAGGCACCUACCGAAACUCCCCGACCUUGAAACCCUCGCUGAGGGGCAUUUCACUUGGGAGGUUGAUAGUUGGUCCACUUUACCUAAACGUCUAACAGGGCCUACGUUCACCGUCGGCGACACUCCAUGGAGGAUACUCUUCUUUCCCCACGGUAAUAAUGCGGAUUAUGCAUCCCUAUACUUAGAGCACGGUUUCGAGGAGAAACCACCAGAAGAUUGGUACCGCUGCGUCCAGUUCGCCCUUGUUCUGUGGAAUCCAAAUGAUCCCACCAUAUACUUCCCACAUCAUGCCCACCAUCGAUUCCACAUCGAUGAGGCUGAUUGGGGUUUCACACGAUUCUACGAGCUCAGAAAGCUUCGCGCGAAGGAAACAGACAAGGAUCGGCCCAUGAUAGAAGAUGAUAAGGCGAACAUCACAGCAUAUGUUCGUAUUGUCAAAGACCCGACAGGCGUCCUCUGGCACAACUUCGUCAAUUACGAUUCGAAGAAAGAGACGGGUUAUGUUGGGUUGAAAAAUCAAGGUGCAACAUGCUACCUCAACUCGUUAAUCCAGUCACUAUACUUCACAAAGGCUUUCCGAAAGUCCGUCUACCAAAUCCCUACCGAGAAUGAGAAGACCGACAACAGCGCCCUGACGCUACAGAGACUUUUCUACCUCUUAGAAACCUCCACCGACGCCCUCGGAACCAACGAACUCACCAAGUCUUUUGGAUGGGAAACUAAGCACAUUUUCGAACAGCAGGAUGUUCAAGAAUUAUGUAGAGUUCUCAUGGAGAAGCUUGAGGAGAAGAUGAAGGGUUCCGAAGCGGAAAACGCACUCGCUAAGAUGUUUGUUGGGAAAACUAAGACUUAUAUCUCAUGCAUUGACGUCGAAUACGAGUCGUCGAGGAUAGAGGAAUACUGGGACAUUCAGUUGACUGUGCGCGGGAAGAAGAAUCUCGACGAAUCAUUCCGAGACUAUAUCGCCUACGAAACUCUAGAAGGGGAAAACAAGUAUUUCGCUGAGGGGCAUGGACUGCAGGACGCGAAGAAGGGCGUCAUAUUCGAAUCAUUCCCGCCUGUGUUGCAUGUCCACCUAAAACGAUUUGACUAUGACUUCAUGAGGGAUGCUAUCACAAAGGUCAACGAUUUAUACGAAUUCCCAGAAGAGUUCGACGCAUCUCCAUAUUUAUCGCCCGAUGCUGACAAAUCCGAACCGUACGACUAUGUACUACAUGGGGUCCUGGUGCAUAGUGGAGAUUUUAAUGCCGGCCAUUACUACGCAUUCAUCAAGCCCGAGGCUGGUGGUCGGUGGUUCAAAUUCGACGAUGACAGAGUAACACCAGCGACCUUGAAGGAGGUUUUGGAUGACAAUUUCGGUGGCGAAUUCCCAGCAUCACAGCUUCUCGGCCCCUUAAGAAACCCAUAUACUAGGACUAUGAACCUUAAGCGUUCGAUGAGUGCCUACAUGUUGGUAUACAUUCGGAAAACUCGUAUGGACGAUAUUCUUCCUAAAGAGGACUUCGCGGCUCCUUCUCACCUACAAAAACGUUUGGACGAGGAGAAGGCAGCACGGGAACAGAGGCGGAAGGAGCGAGAGGAAUCCCAUCUAUACAUGGUCGCCAAGGUGAUUACAAAUGAGCAGUUCAAGUCGCACCAGGGAUUCGACCUAGCAGCAUGGGAGCAUCAGGCCGCGACUCUGCCGAAUGCUCCCAAGCACCACCGGGUUCUCAAGACCUCCACUGUUAGAUCAUUCGUGACUGCACUCGCGAGUGAUUUGAAACACCCAGCUGAAAAGUUAAGGCUGUGGGUAAUGGUUAACAGGCAGAAUAAGACAGUCCGCCCUGAUCACCCACUGUCCAAUCUAGACAUGACUAUGGAGGAGGCCGGGGGUAAAUAUGGAAUGAAGGGGUUGGACUUCAGAUUAUGGUGCGAAAUAGCCUCUGGCCCAGAUUACGCCAAGAUAAACUGGAUCGAGAACUAUACCUACAAUUCUGACGUCCAAUCAAUUUUGUUCCUCAAACACUUUGACCCAGAAACUCAGACGCUGAAGGGAGUCGGUCAUGUCUAUAUGAAGAAGAACGAUAAAGUCUCGGAACUGUACGGCGCGAUCCAGAACGAGAUGGGAUGGCCGUCAAGUACCCAGGUUAAACUUUGGGAAGAAAUCAAGCCUUCAAUGAUCGAGCCCAUGAAGCCAAAGCAGACUUUUGCCCAGGCUGAAAUCCAAGACGGUGACAUAAUAUGUUUCCAGAAGCAUCUGCCUGAGAAAGAUCUUGCUGAUAAGAUACCGGUGGGGGGCUACGUCGACGCCAAGGAAUUCUACGACUUCCUCUUGAACCGAGUCGUUCUUCACCUACUCCCAAAGCGUGGUCUUGCCGAAAAAGGAAACUUUGAUUUGGAGGUCAAUAGGAGGAUUAAUUACGAUCAGCUCGCCAACAGGGUUGCCGACCACCUCAGUGUUCCGCCCACACAUCUACGUUUCACAACAGUAGCAGCUCAUAGUGGACUGCCAAAGACGAUUAUCAAGAGGGGCAAUAAUUCGCUCUCACUAGCACAAAUGAUGCAGUCCUCCUAUAUGCAACAGGUUUCGCAAGAUGCAUUAUACUAUGAAAUUCUUGAUAUGAGCCUCACAGAGCUAGAAACAAAGAAGUUAGUGAAGCUGAACUGGAUUUCAGAAGGCAUCACUAAAGAAGAACCCUUGGAAAUCCUGGUCCCUAAGAAUGGAGUUGUUUCGGAUGUUCUGGAAGGUGUAGCCCAGAAAGUAAAUGUGCCCGAAGAAGAUGUUGAGAAAGUACACUUCUGGCAGGCACAUGGUAGCAAGCACCACAAGGAUCUAGCCCUUGACCAUAGCGUCGUCGGAAUACAAGACUUUAUCACUCUAUAUGGUGAAGUUACUCCGGAAGAGGCCAUAGUUGCAGACCCUGCUACAGAGCAGCUCGUUCAGUGCUUCAGCUACUCUAAGGAGCCAAGCAAGGCUCACGGUAUACCGUUCAAGUUUGUCGUCAAAGAGGGCGAAAUAUUCUCCGAGACUAAACUACGGUUACAGAAACGUACAGGACUGAAGGGAAAGAAUUUCGAAAAGAUCAGGUUUUCAGUUGUCAAGCGAUCAUCGUAUUCUAAGCCAACAUACCUAAAUGAUGAGGACAUAUUGUCAGAUCAAAUAUCCGAUGUCAAUGACGACCUAUUAGGUCUUGACCAUCCAGACAAAACACCGCGAGGCGGACUAUUCGGCAGGCAAGAACAGUCAAUAUUUAUUCGCUAG